GACGCAGUGCGCAUCGACGCGAGAGGCGGCUGCCCUUGGUAUCGCCACGCGACGUCGCGGUGGCACCGCUGUCGAAGCAUGCGGCUGUCCGCCGUGACGCUAUGCAUCGUGGGCGUGGCUGCCCGCGGCCGCCGCCGCCGCAUCCCGUACGAGAAGAAGGUGCACGUCCAGCCGCCGCCGCUACCGCAUGACGACGGUACGCCGUGGGGCUGCGGACCGAUGCCCAGCAACAGCACGUCAUAUUACCUGCGCGACUUACUGCAGAACUGGAUCGCGAAGCAACAAUUUCAGCGGAGGCACACGGUGUACCAAGGUGGAGGUAGGUCUGUGGUGGUGAUGGCGAAGCGGCACGGUCUAGGGAACCGACUGAACAAUGUGAUCGGGGGCUUCAUGCUCGCGCUGGCGACAGGACGAGCAUUGGUCAUAAACUGGCCGCCGUCCGCGUGUCGGAACAAGCGGAACUGCGACCCUACGUCCAUCGAUGAUUUAUUCGACCCGCCCGUCGGCGUGAAGUGGGGGAGGAUGCAAGGCUGGAACAAGGACCUGGACGCAAUGUGCGCGAACGGGCCCUUCGUGAUCAGUCAAAACGGCCACGACGCCGUCCAGCAGGUGUUGGAUAUGGACCUGGGGAAUUAUCACGAGCAACCGAAGAUGGUCUGCGCGGUCUGUGAUCGGAGCUGGUCCUACGGCGUGAGUUGCAACCCUUUAUUGCGGUGCGCGAUGCCGACGCCGUGGUACGUCUACGGGCUCCUGCAGCGGUGGCUCUUACGACCGAAGCGGGCCGUCGUCAACAGGGUGCGACAGACGCUCGCGAACCACACGUGCGCCGUGGGCGUCCACCUCCGCAAGGCGGACAACAGUAAGACGAAGUGGGCCACGGAGGAGUUGUUACGGGAGACCUACGCUUCCGCCCUAAAACGGCGGCCCGAGUUUAAGAACGGAGACCUGCGCUACGGCAUCUACGUGGCGGCCGACGGCGAGUCGACGCAGACGAAGAAGCGUAUUGAAGCGUUCGCGCGGUCCGUCGGCGCGCCUUUGUUGGAGCGCGCGGCGCGCUUCAAGGCCUCCCGAGAUUCCGUGCGCGCCAUGCAGGACGCGCUGGCCGAAAACUACGUCUUGUCGUCGUGCGUCGAGAUCCUGCCGCGCGGCUCGGGCGCGUCGACGUUCCACGAUCUGGCCGUGGCACGGGCGGCCUUCGAGCAGGGCUGGGAACAAACUCGCGUCGACGCCUUCGUGCACAAGUCGGAGCCCUCGGACCACGCCUUGGUGCCGGCGCGCUGCCCGCCGCGGACGGGCGAGACGGCCGACGCCGUCACGCGGUGCCCCUGUUUGUCGAACGAGACGAGCUACCGGGACCGCGUCGCGCCGUGGCCCGGGCCCGAUCUGGUCUGGGCCCACCCCUGGCGCGACCCCUACGAGAACAGCACGCGGUCGGCGCGCAUGCGCCUCGUCAAGGAGCGGAUCCGGGCGCGCCGCGAGGCGCGGGACGCGGCGCGCAUGUCGAGCAUCGCGGGGGCGGGCGUCGCGGGGACGCACGGGACGUUUUGAGUUUUUAAGUUUCUGUA
Pelagomonas calceolata is the source of this 1565-nucleotide messenger RNA. The record is from the annotation of a GenBank genome assembly. Lineage: Eukaryota; Pelagophyceae; Pelagomonadales; Pelagomonadaceae.